CUUGUGUACUAGAGUGUAGUAUACUAUCGCGCAGUACGCUUUCGUCUCUCGCGCAAGCAGGAUUACAUCUAUUCUCAAAUCCACUCAACUCCCCACGUGCUUUUGUCAUUUCCGCACUCAAAAUCCUCAGUUAAUUUAUUUUACUUUUGUCACGUUUCGUUUUUCGGUUUUUUGAGAAAAAAAAAAUUACCUUUUUUCGAAAUUCUGUACAUUCGCGGUUUCGCGAAAUUCCGCGGUUUGAGGUGACAUCGGUGGUAAUUAUUUGUGGUGAUUAAAAAAACUAAAUCGGUAGAUGAUGUGAAUGAUCUCUGUGACCAUAAAUGGAUUUGUAAUUUGUGAGUCGGCGAAAUUGUGUGGGCUGUCAUGUGGUACCGUAAUAUCAGCUCGGUUAAAGAUUUCGCGUGAGCGAUAUGUAAUAACUAUUUAAAUAAAAUAUAAGAAUAUCAGUGAGGUGAGUUGAGUUUAGUUGAGGUGAGGUGAGUUGGGUUGUAAGAUGUUAACACGAGAAUUCUAACGCGUUGGUGUUAGUUAUUUGCAUGUAUAGACACUCCCAUGUGAUGAAUGAGUAUUGAAGAUAUAGAUAGUUGAGUAGUUUGCGUGGGUAUUAUGAGUGUGUACUUUUAAAACGGUUGGUGUUUAUGUUUUAAUUUUAUUUUUUAAUUUGUUUACUUAACACGGAUACGCCAGAGCUAUUUCUCAUGGGCACGAAGAGCUCGUGUGGGGAAGGGACCAGGCUCCGAUAUGAAGAGUGAAUUAAAUGGGGAAGUGAGUGAGAAUAAGAGAGCGAGGGACCAGUGGAUACUCUGUGGAUCGGGAGGCUUGUUUGUGAGCUAGAGGAAAACAUUUUGCUAUUGACAGAGGUGUAUGACGAGCGCAUGUACGUGUGCAGAUGCAAGACACUGUACCACUGCUGGAAGUGGGUCCGCAUCCGCGAGGUUCUAUCGCAUGGACAAUAACGGAGAUGUUGGUAUCAUAUACUGAGGAGUGGUCUUUUUAUUGAGAGGAUAUUAUGUUAGUCGUGGGUAUGAGAAGAUUAUGCAGAGUGGGAUUGGCCGCAGCCCUUGUAACUGCGUUUUUUGUUCUUACUCUAGUGGAUAUGCCUCCGCAGAUCGCGGAAUUACCCACGGAUUUAUCACCUACGCCAGCGACGGCUAGCGAACCACCAGGUACGCGGAGCAUCGUGGCGUAUUCAUGGGCGCGAAGAUUGGCGCUGGAUUAUCGGCCGUCACGUGAAUGCAGCAGAGCCACCAGCAACGAGACAUUAUCGAGCAGUUGGUCCGGCGAUGCCGAGAGGACUUGGCUUGAGUCUAUUCCCGGCCACUUAUUUCUCUACACUGGUCACUUAGAUAUUAGAGUACUUGGAUACCCAAGUGUACGAGUGAUUGGCGUUAAACGAGAGCCGACAGGGUCUAGCAUUCUCUACUGCACUAUUUGGCAAGAAGAUGAUGAAGGGAUCCAUUCAUACAGUAUGGAAGCCUUGGUGUCCGACAUCUGGGUGGACGAGUGGGGCGGCACAUCGACAGACUACACUGGCAUCUUGAUAACAUGCCCACUUCCCCAUUACGUGAGACCCCCCACCCGAGUGUACGUGGGCCCGAACGCGUGCUACCAAAAUCCUAGUCAUAGUUUAAUUGUCAAUAACAAUGUUAAUAACACAGUGAUACCUAAAACAGAGUUUACGUUGUGCAUUAAGGGCCUGGACUUUGAUGAAGACAUAAGUCAUCGGCUGAUUGCCUUCUUCGAGCUGUCCCGCAUCCUGGGUGCUGGAAUGUUCUACGUCUAUGUGUUCAACGUCCACGAGAACGUGACGAAAGUGUUGAAACUGUACGAGAAAUCAAACGUCGUCAGAUGGUUCCGUCUGAAUUUACCUGGCGAUUUGCCCAACGACGUUAAGGCAAGACGGCGGCUCUUCAGCAGUGAUAUUUGGAUGAAGAGGCGCAUGGAACUGAUACCUUACAAUCACUGUUUCUACGACAAUUUGUACAGUUCCGAGUUCAUUGUGCCCAUCGACAUUGACGAAAUAAUAAUUCCUAUUAACGUGAGAACUUGGUCAGAAUUAAUGGCCAUCGAAAAAAACAAAGCCGGCAGUUCUUUUUACGAUUACGCUUCCUAUGCAGUAAGAAAUGUUUACUUUUUUCCGGAAUUGCAAAGACUUGAUAAUAACAAUAAUAAUGAUAACGAUAACGGUAAUAGUAAUAGCAAAAUAACAAGUACCGUUGACAAUGACUCACGUUUGCUCAAUUAUUUUCAUACACUGAGAACAUCAAUUGUGUCCCCGGAAGGCGACUCGGUCAAGAGUUUUGUGUCUACUGAGCGUGCACUCACCAUUCACAAUCACUAUGCCUUAACGACACUAAAUCCGACCUCAAGACGUGUCUACCAUUUAGAUCCACACCAAGUCCUGAAACAUCAUCACAGGCAUUGCGAUAAUGAUCAUCUCGACUGCAAUCUUCUGAUGAGAGACCUGACUGUCGACCAAUCUGCUCUGAAAUAUAUCCGCGAAUUCAAGUCAAGAGUCAAAUUUGCUUUAAGUUAUCUCAAUGCUUCCAUGUAGUAUUUUAUAACAGAAUCUUUUCCUUGUUAAUAAAAAAAAGUCUUAAUAUUU
Molecule: messenger RNA, 2605 nt
Organism: Microplitis demolitor
Lineage: Eukaryota; Metazoa; Arthropoda; Insecta; Hymenoptera; Braconidae
Exons: 3
Coding region: 1010-2554 (514 amino acids)
Source: RefSeq, a predicted model, not a curated record